This is a messenger RNA of Homo sapiens (human), 7241 nucleotides long. It is a transcript of the gene ZNF426, whose product is annotated as zinc finger protein 426. The record is from RefSeq and is marked reviewed. NCBI's taxonomy places the organism in Eukaryota, Metazoa, Chordata, Mammalia, Primates, Hominidae. Bases 534 to 2084 code for a protein of 516 amino acids. Gene Ontology annotation, cellular component: nucleus. The transcript has 6 exons. Gene Ontology annotation, biological process: regulation of DNA-templated transcription.
CCUUUUGUGACGCCGGCUGUGAGCGCCUGAGAGUCUUUUUGCCUUUCAGAGUUAAGGCCUCACUGGCCUGGGUGAGUUCCGAGGAGAUGAACUGGUUUUGGGGUGAAGGACGGGUUUGGCCCGGACGUUAGAGAGGCCUGGCCCGCUCUGCUCGUGUCUGCUGGGCCCGCUAGCGUCCGCUCGGACCGUCGCUCCUCGGGAGGAGUCGGGUUUAUAGUUACGGUGUCCGCAGGGUGUUUUCAUCUGUGCGCCCCUCUCCAAAGGCCUCCAAAGCAGCGUUUGUGAAUUUUUUUCCGGCAGGAAAAUAAUUGCUGCCUUUUGCAUCCGCGUUGGCUCCGUCCCCAGGAUCUUCCCGGUUCAGGGACCUGGCGAUUUCUGAGUGUUCCGGAAUCCCAAUAACCCUGUUUAAAGAGGAAUGGAGAUUGCCACUGUCCAUUUAGAUUAAUGAGGUGUCCUGAAGUGAUGGUGACAUCAAUGAAAGGAGGGUUCUGACACGUUCUCACCUCGCGGGAUGGCAGCUGCUGAUUUGUCCCAUGGAUUCAGUGACCUUUGACGAUGUGGCUGUGGACUUCACCCAGGAGGAGUGGACUUUACUGGACUCAACUCAGAGAAGCCUCUACAGUGACGUGAUGCUGGAGAACUACAAGAACCUGGCCACAGUAGGAGGUCAGAUCAUCAAACCCAGUCUAAUCUCUUGGUUGGAACAAGAAGAGUCAAGGACAGUUCAGGGAGGAGUUCUCCAAGGAUGGGAAAUGCGACUUGAAACCCAGUGGUCUAUACUUCAGCAGGACUUUUUGAGGGGUCAGACAUCCAUUGGGAUACAAUUGGAAGGAAAACACAAUGGAAGGGAACUCUGUGACUGUGAGCAAUGUGGAGAAGUCUUCAGUGAACACUCAUGCCUUAAGACGCACGUGAGAACUCAAAGUACAGGGAACACUCAUGACUGUAAUCAGUAUGGAAAAGAUUUCCUUACCCUGUGUGAGAAAACCUCUACUGGUGAGAAACUUUCUGAGUUUAAUCAGAGUGAAAAAAUCUUCAGCCUGACACCAAAUAUUGUAUACCAGAGAACUAGCACACAAGAAAAGUCAUUUGAAUGUAGUCACUGUGGAAAAUCCUUCAUUAAUGAGUCAUACCUUCAGGCACAUAUGAGAACUCACAAUGGAGAAAAACUCUACGAAUGGAGGAAUUAUGGGCCAGGUUUUAUUGACUCUACAAGCCUUUCUGUGCUUAUAGAAACCCUCAAUGCAAAAAAGCCCUACAAAUGUAAGGAAUGUGGAAAAGGCUAUAGAUACCCAGCCUACCUCAGUAUUCACAUGCGAACCCACACUGGGGAGAAACCAUAUGAAUGUAAGGAAUGUGGGAAAGCCUUCAAUUAUUCCAACUCAUUUCAGAUACAUGGAAGAACUCACACUGGAGAGAAACCCUAUGUAUGUAAGGAAUGUGGGAAAGCCUUCACUCAGUACUCGGGCCUUAGUAUGCAUGUACGAUCUCACAGUGGAGACAAGCCCUAUGAAUGUAAGGAAUGUGGGAAAUCCUUCCUUACAUCCUCACGCCUUAUUCAACAUAUAAGAACUCACACUGGAGAGAAGCCUUUUGUAUGUGUUGAAUGUGGGAAAGCCUUUGCAGUUUCCUCAAAUCUUAGUGGACAUUUGAGAACUCACACUGAAGAGAAGGCCUGUGAGUGUAAGAUAUGUGGGAAAGUAUUUGGGUAUCCCUCAUGUCUUAAUAAUCACAUGCGAACGCACAGUGCCCAGAAACCAUACACCUGUAAGGAAUGUGGGAAGGCUUUUAACUAUUCCACCCACCUUAAAAUUCACAUGCGAAUCCACACUGGAGAAAAACCCUAUGAGUGUAAACAAUGUGGAAAGGCCUUCAGUCAUUCCAGUUCAUUUCAAAUACAUGAAAGGACUCACACUGGAGAGAAACCCUAUGAAUGCAAGGAGUGUGGGAAAGCCUUCACGUGUUCCAGUUCCUUUAGAAUUCAUGAAAAAACUCACACAGAAGAGAAACCCUAUAAAUGUCAGCAAUGCGGGAAAGCUUACAGUCAUCCCCGUUCACUUCGAAGACAUGAACAAAUUCACUAGUGAGAAACUGUCCAUGUAAUAAAUGUGGGAAAGCUCUCAUUUGUUCCAGUUCACUUUAAAGACAUGAAUGAACUCACUCUGGAGAGAAGAAGCUGCAUGAAAAUUACUUAAUUCCUGUAAUCCCAGCAUUUUGAGAGGCUGAGGUGGGUGGAUCACUUGAGGUCAGGAGUUUGAGACCACCCUGGCCAACAUGGUGAAACCUUGUCUCUACUGAAAAUACAAAAAAUUUAGCCAGGUGUGGUGGGCACCUGUAAUCCCAGCUACUUGGGAGGCUGAGGCAAGUGAAUCACUUGAACCCAGGAAGCAGAGGUUGCAGUGAGCAGAGAUCAUGCCACUGCACUCCAGCCUGGGCGAUGGAGUGAGACUCCAUCUCAAAAAAAAAAAAAAAAGAAAAUUAUUUGAUUAAAUUGAGUCUGUUAGAGUACAUCCCUAAUCCAAUAUGAUUGGUGUCCCUAUAAGAAGAGAAAGACACAACUGAGACAACAAAUAGAAGAUGAUGUGAAGUCAUCAGAUGAUGGCCAUCUGCAAGCCAAAGACAGAGCACUGGGACAGAUCCUUCUAUCAAAGCCACCAACCCUGCUGGCACCUUCAUCUUGGGCUUCCAGAACUUUGAACAAAUAAAAUUCUCUUGUUUGAGCCACCCAGUCUGUGGUAUUUUGUUGUGGUGGCUCUAGCAAGUGAAUACAGUAAGCAAUAAGCAAAAACGUUUAUAGAUUGUCCAAAAGCCUUAAUAUUCACAUGCAAAGCCACACUGGAGAGAAACUAUAUGAAUGUAAGACGUGGGAGAGCCUUCAUUGAGUCUUCAGUCCUUUCUACAUACAGGAGAAAUCACAUAGGAGAGAAAUUGUAUGAAUGUAAGGAGCAUGAAAAAGCCUGUGAAUGUUCACUAUAUUUUAAUAUUCACAUGCAAGUUGUCUGGUCGUAGACCAUGUGAAAAUAGAGGAGAAAAAAGGAAAGAAAGUUUCUUUUACUGUGAACGCAAGGAAUGUGACCCCAUACACCAUACUGGAACUUGGAGUGGACUGAAAUCCCAUUAGGAUUGUGGAAAAGCUUACAUUAAUGUUUUCUACCUUCUAGAAGGUGUAAGAAGUCGAACUGGAGAGAAGCCUUUUACCUGUAAUGCAUGUAGGAAGCCUUACAUUAAUUCCACAGAAUUUUUUUUACACAUGUAAAAUUACCUCAGAACCCUGGGAAGGUAAGGAAUAUGGUAUAACCUUUAAAUAUUUCACAUGCCAUAAUAAGUACAUGAAUUCUGAUAAUACUGUACCGUUUCUUGAGUAGUGUUAGUACCUUAUACUAUCAAAAUAAUCCUAAAUCCUCCCUCUCAGACCUUCCAUCAUUACUAUAUUUCACUUUUAUGCCUAUAAACACACACAAAUUAGCAUAUGUAAUCUAAUACAUUGUAGCUAUUUUUCAGAAGUUAUCAGAUCAAUUAAGUAUUAGAAAAAUAAACAUUUUUAUUUUACCUUCACUUCUUCCUUCUAUGCUCAAAGUUGGAUGUAAUUCUUAUACUUGAUCCUCAAUACUUAAAGCAUUUCCCCCCCUCUGGCUUCUAUGAAAAUUUUUUGUUAUCUUUGAUAUUCUGUUAUUUUUAAAUGAUAUGCCUAGGUAUAGGUUUUUGGUGCUCGUCCUUCUUGGUGUUUGCUUAGCCUCCUGGAUUUGCGUUUUGGUGUCUGAGUUAAUUUUGAGAAAUUCUGUCAUUGUUUCCCUUUUUUUUUCUUUCCAUCUGGUAUUUCCUUUAUAUGUAGGAUACAUCUUUUGUAGUUAUCCCACAGUUCUUAUAUCUUGUUUUUUUAUUCUUCUCUUUGCUUUUCAGGUGUGGAUGUUUCUGCUGAUAUAUUCUCAAGCUCUUUAGUUGGCUGUUUCUUGGCCAAUAAUAAGCCUACCAAAGACAUUCUUCAUUUCUGUUACACUGUCUUCAAUUUCUAGCAUUUCUUUGUGGUUCUUAGAAUUUCCAUCUCUGUGUUUACACUGCCUGUCUGUUCUUGGAUGCUGUCUGCUUUAUCCAGUAGAACCCAUGGCAUAUCAAUCAUAAUUGUUUUAAAUUCCCAGUCUGAUAAUUUCAGCAAUCCUGCUAUAUCUGGUUCUGGUUCUUACUCUUUCUCUUUAAACUAACUUUUGCCUUUUAGUAUGCUUGUAAUUUUUCCUUAGCUGGACAUGGCAUACUGGAUAAGAGGAAAUGCUGUAAGCAGGCCUCUAGUAAUCAUGAUAAGCUGUGGGGAGAGGGGCAGCAUUCUAUUGUCCAGGGAUUAGAUGUCAGUCUUGCAGUGAGUCUGUGCUUCUGCACUGUGAACUUCAGUUUUUCCCACCCUUUAGUUGGGUCAGGAUGUAUAGAGUUGGCUGGAGUUGGAUAUUUCCCUUCCUCCAGGUCACUGAAGCUCUGACUAAAACUCCAGGUGUGGUGGCUUAUGCCUGUAAUACCAGCACUUUGGGAGGCCAAGGCAGGUGGAUCACCUGAGGUUGGGAGUUCAUGACCAGCCUGAAUUGCUUGAAUCCAGGAGGUGGAGGUCACAGUGAGCCGAGAUUGUGAUACUGCACUCCAGCCUGGGAAACAGUGAGACACUGUCUCAAAAAAAUAAAUAAAUAAAUAAAAGGCUAGGCGCAGUGGCUCAACCCUGUAAUCCCAGCACUUUGGGAGGCAGAGGUGGGUGGAUCAUGAGGUCAGGAGAUCGAGACCAUCCUGGCCAACAUGGUGAAACCCCGUCUCUACUAAAAAUACAAAAAAAUUAGCUGGGUGUGGUGGCGGGCACCUGUAGUCCCAGCUACUUGGGAGGCUGAGGCAGGAGAAUGGUGUGAACCCAGGAGGUGGAGCUUGCAGUGAGCCGAGAUCACGCCACUGCACUCCAGCCUGGGUGACAGAGUGAGACUCUGUCUCAAAACAACAACAACAACAACAACAACAAAAACCCAUCAUCAAUGCUCAGCCUUUCUUAAACAUGAACUCAUGGUGGACAGAGCCCUAUGAAUGUAAGGAAUAUAGAGAAGCCAUCACUAGUUACUCAAACCUUAUUGAAUGUGUGAAAAUUUACUCUGGAGAGAUGCCCUUUCAGCAUAAGAAAUGUUGAAAAGGAUUUAUAUAAUCCUUCCUUUUUAUUUUUAUUUUUAUUUUUAUUUUUAUUUUUAUUUUUUUUGAGACGGAGUCUCGCUCUGUCGCCCAGGCUGGAGUGCAGUGGUGCGAUCUCGGCUCACUGCAAGCUCCGCCUCCCGGGUUCACGCCAUUCUCCUGCCUCAGCCUCCCGAGUAGCUGGGACUACAGGCGCCCGCUACCACGCCCGGCUAAUUUUUUGUAUUUUUAGUAGAGACGGGGUUUCACUGUGUUAGCCAGGAUGGUCUCGAUCUCCUGACCUCGUGAUCCGCCCGCCUCGGCCUCCCAAAGUGCUGGGAUUACAGGCGUGAGCCACCGCGCCCAGCCAAUCCUUCCUUUUUAAUAUCCACAUACAAACUCACUGAAGAAAAACCCUGAAAAUGUAAAGCAAUGUUGAAAAACCUAGUUAUUUAAAUUCAUUUCAAGUAUAUGAACUCACAUGGUAAAGAAACCCUGUGAAUAUAAGUAGUAUGAUAAAUUCUUGAAUUUUUUUUUUUUUUUUUUUUUUUUUUUGAGGCAGAGUUUUGCUCUUGUUGCCCAGGCUGGAGUGCAAUGGCUCAAUCUUGGCUCACUACAACCUCUAUCACCCAGGUUCAAGUGAUUAUUCUGCCUCAGCCUCCCAAGUAGCUGGGAUUACAGGCAUGUACCACCAUGCCCAGCUAAUUUUGUAUUUUUAGUGAAGGCAGGGAUUCUCCAUGUUGAUCAGGCUGGUCUCGAACUCCUGACCUCCAGUGAUCUGCCUGGUUUGACCUCCCAAAGUGCUGAGAUUACAGGCAUGAGCCAUCACGCCCAGCCAGUUCUUCAAUUCUUACAGUCCCUUUCCAUGUCAUUAAAGAACUCACACUGGAGAGAAAUCUUAUCAAUGUUAGAAUUGUGGUAAAGCUCUCUGUUGUUCCCAUUUACAUGAAAGAUGUGAACAGUCACAUUGUAGAAAAAUGCUGUGAGAGUUGGGAAUCUGGAACCACUUCUUUAUUAUCUCAGGUCAUAAUGAACUUGUAAGAAUUCACAGUGGCAGGAAACCCUAUGUAAAUGGAAAAUAUGGGAAAGGCUUCAUUUAAUCCAUAGGACUGAUACCACAAAACUCCCACUAGGAGAAAACCUAUGUUUAUACGGAAUGUGGGAAAAUCUUCACUUAUUUCUCAAGCCUUAAAGUGUAUGUCAGGAUUCCCAGUGGAGAGAAGCCAUAUUGAUGUAAGGAAUGUGGGAAAGCCCUUGCCUGCCACUUAGUCCUUGAUAAACAUUUUAGAACACAAACUGGAGAGAAACUAUGAAUUCAAGGAUUGUGGGAAAACCCUUUUAUGUUCCACAAGCUUUAAUAUUCAUAUGCAAUGUAUGCUGGAGAAUAACUUGAUGACUAUAAUAAGUGGAAUGGCCUAGGUCAGGGAUCCCCAAACCCCUGGGCCAUGGACUGGUACUGGUCUGUGGCCUGCUAGGAUCCAGGGUGCACAGCAGGAGGUGAAUGUAGGAUGAGCAAACAUUACUGCCUGAGCUCAACUUUCUGUCAGAUCAGCAGUGGCAUUAGAUUCUCAUAGGAGCAUGAACUUUAUUGUGAACUGCACAUGCAAGGGAUCUAGGUUGCACACUCCUUAUGAGAAUCUAAUGCCUGAUGAUCUGAACUGGAACAGUUUAAUCCCCAACUCCAGUCCGUGGGAAAAAUGUCUUCCACGAAACUGGUCCCUGGUGCCAAAAAGUUAGGGGACCACUGAUUUAGAUUAUGUCACAUGUCCCAUCCACUCAUUAACAUUAAGGCUUUCAUCCCUGGGACCUCAAGAUAAUGGUGGUAUUUAGAGAUGUGGUUUUUUAAAGAGGUGAUUUUAAAAUGAGGCAGUUAGAAUGGGGCCCUCAUUCAAUAUGACUGGUUUCCUUAUAAGAAGUGAAAGAGAUACCAGGGUAGCAGGCACAGAAUUUUAUGUGAAGUGACCGGAAAUGGUUACCUUCAAGGCAAAGAGAGAUUCCUGGAGGAGAUCCUUCUUUUAAGGCUCAUUAUAGAGGAAAUCAUCCUUAUCUACACUUUGAUCCUGGACUUCCAGCCUCAAAAAUUAUGAGCAAAUAAAUUUCUGUUGUUUAAGCCA